AUGCAUUUAGCAUCGGAAGUGUCAUCGACGACGACAACUACGAACGCGGAAAAGCCAUCGAAUGGCACGAAUAAAAAUAAUUCGAGUAAUAAUAACACAACUACGGCAGCAGCUGACACACCACUGACGGCGGAAAAUUUAGCGGAACGCACAAUUGAUAGUUUAUUGGCGGAACAUCCAGGGGAAUUAGUUAAAACAGGAAGUCCACAUGUGGUAUGCACAACUCUACCAUCACAUUGGCGCUCAAACAAAACGCUUCCAAUCGCUUUCAAAGUCGUUGCACUCGGAGACGUGCCAGACGGCACACUCGUCACCGUCAUGGCUGGCAACGAUGAAAACUUUUGCGGCGAACUCCGUAAUUGCACGUCCAUUAUGAAGAACCAAGUGGCAAAAUUUAAUGAUUUGCGUUUCGUGGGACGCAGUGGAAGGGGCAAAAGUUUUUCCUUGUCAAUCGUGAUAGCGACAAAUCCAAUCCAGAUAGCGACGUAUAACAAGGCGAUAAAAGUCACGGUGGAUGGACCGCGAGAGCCGCGAUCGAAAAUGCGACAUCAGGGCUUUCAUCCGUUCGCGUUCGGGCCACAACGGUUCGGGCAUGAUCCGUUGAUGAGUGGAUUGCCUUUUAAGUUGCCAGGAUUUCCUCAUCACUUGGCUGGUUUACCGGGACAUUUGCAUGGCGGUAACGGAACAAAUGCUGGAGAUUGGCGUCGAAAUUUUCCCGGAGCUCCAUUUUUCCAUCAUCAUUCGCAUUUUCCGCCUCACAUGCUGGUUCCUUCCUCGUCGCCAUCUUCCACGAGGAUCACUGGAGAUCCAAUGCUCUCGCCCGUCAAUUCUUCAAGCAUAUCAACGUCACUCAACUUGCCAAGUCCCAAUCGAAAGUCUCCCACGACAAUUAACGUUGUCGAUGGCAUGACGACAAUCAUGAGUGACAACGAUGAGGACGAUAAAAAUAAUAAUAAUUCAAUUAACAAAGAUAGUUCCGAUGAAAAUUGCGAAAAUGAUACGAUUUCGGUGACAGGAUCGCCCGAACACACGUCCAAUAGUGUCGAUAUCGAGGAUGACAGGAAAAGUCCUCCGAUGACGGGCGCUUUUACGGCUUUGAUACAGAAAAACGGCACAAAUUCAUCGUGGACACGUAAUCCGAAAUACAAUCCAGAGCUUUUACCACAAUUUACUCACUCGAAUCAAAGUGCAUUCAAUCAGGCGGCAUUAGCGGCGCAACUUUUCCUGCAAAACCCUCUGAUACCGACAAGUAGUCAAUGGCUCUAUAACCAACUUUACGGAAAUCAACAGGAAUUUCCGUGGUUCCGACAUGGUUUUCUCAACAAUGGAACAGCGGCAGCUCCGGGUAUCCAGCGACCCACAACUGUUGUGAGCGAGACGACACCAACGUCCGACAACAAUUCAGAUACAGGAAUUAAUCUCACGAAACGCACGGAAUUGUCAAUAGACGACACAGAGAGAAGCAAAUCACCAAUUUCUGUUUCGUCGACGAAACGAUCGCCCAGUCCCGAGCCACGAAACAAACUGAAAAAGGUAAAAGUCGUUGAAACAGGCAAAAAACGAGGCGCUGACGUGUGGCGACCAUAUUAA
Culicoides brevitarsis is the source of this 1590-nucleotide messenger RNA. It is a transcript of the gene RunxB, whose product is annotated as runt-related transcription factor 1. Gene Ontology annotation, cellular component: nucleus. Gene Ontology annotation, biological process: regulation of DNA-templated transcription. The record is from RefSeq and is a predicted model, not a curated record. NCBI's taxonomy places the organism in Eukaryota, Metazoa, Arthropoda, Insecta, Diptera, Ceratopogonidae. Bases 1 to 1590 code for a protein of 529 amino acids. The transcript has 5 exons. Gene Ontology annotation, molecular function: ATP binding; DNA-binding transcription factor activity, RNA polymerase II-specific; RNA polymerase II cis-regulatory region sequence-specific DNA binding.